AAUGGGCUGUUUUGGACAAAAGAAGUUUAAAACCCCAUCUCCUCCCCAAACCUCUGACUAUGAAGAAGCUGCUUUUUCAGCCAACCAAGGGAACCUGGAACCCAAGAGUCUCAAGCAAGAACUUCUGCUACAAAUUCCUGCAUGUACUGUCCAUCUUAUGGAGGAAGGAGAAGCUGUGGAACUUGCCAAUGGUGAGUUCACACUUCUCAGGAUCUCUGAUGAGAAUGUUUUUCUUGCUACCAUCAUCAAGGUUGGGGAUGAUCUUCAGUGGCCUCUAACUAAGGAUGAACCAGUAGUGAAGCUUGAUUCUCUUCACUAUCUCUUCUCCCUGCCGAUGAAGGAUGGUGAUCCUCUGAGCUAUGGAGUGACUUUCUCAGAACAGCAUGGUGGCAAUCUGGGCUUGCUGGAUUCUUUCCUGAAGGAACACUCUUGCUUUUCGGGUUUGUCAUCAGCUCGAAACAAAGGUGUUGACUGGAAGGAGUAUGCCCCGAGGAUUGAAGACUAUAAUGGAGUUCUGGCCAAGGCAAUUGGAGGAGGUACUGGUCAGAUUGUCAAGGGGAUCUUCAAAUGUAGCAAUGCUUACACCAACCAGGUUCAAAAAGGAGGAGAAAUGAUAUUAACCAAAGCUGCAGAGGAGAAAAAUGGUGCCACAGCAAGGGAGAAUAAAAACAAAGGUGUGGGAACCACAAAGAAGAGUGGAGCCCAUAAAAGCUUGAAACGUGUGAGAAAACUGUCCAAGAUGACAGAAAAGAUCAGCAAAGCUAUGCUGGAUGGGGUUGGUCUCGCCACUGGUUCAGUGAUGGCCCCCUUGGUCAAGUCCCAGACAGGAAAGGCCUUUCUAGCCAUGGUUCCUGGAGAGGUCCUUUUGGCUUCACUUGAUGCAGUCAACACUGUUCUAGAUGCAGCAGAAGUAGCUGAAAAACAAGCUUUUUCUGCCACCUCUGGUGCUGCCACCAGAAUGGUCAGUAAGAGAUUUGGGGAGAGUGCAGGGGAGGCAACAGAAGAUGCAUUUGCAACAGUGGGGCAUUGUGCUGGCACAGUUUGGAAUAUCUUCAAGAUAAGAAAAGCCAUCAACCCAGCAUCAUCUGUUACUUCAGGGGUAUUGAAGAAUGCAGCAAAGAAUAGAAAAAGAAAUUCUUAAGGGCUUUUGUAACAGAUUAGUUAAAAAACUGUGAUCAUCUCUCCAUUUCAUCUGUUUCUAGUAUUUCUAAUGGUUCUCUGCAUCAUCAAGACCUGCAACUUUUAUGUCACUGCCAUGGAAUUGAAUUGAAUUGAAUCAACUCACUCUGCUUCA
Messenger RNA from Vitis riparia (riverbank grape), 1294 nucleotides. Its product is annotated as senescence/dehydration-associated protein At4g35985, chloroplastic-like. Gene Ontology annotation, cellular component: plasma membrane. NCBI's taxonomy places the organism in Eukaryota, Viridiplantae, Streptophyta, Magnoliopsida, Vitales, Vitaceae. The transcript is spliced from 5 exons. Bases 2 to 1141 code for a protein of 379 amino acids. The record is from RefSeq and is a predicted model, not a curated record.